UCACUCCAUUUUUUUUAAACUUCUAUGGCGAAAUUCAAUCAGCUGUUUUCUAUUAAACAACAAUCUAAGCUAAACAAUUUUAUAUUUCAAGAGGAGAGUUGCAAAUGCAGUCUCUUUGUUUGGAUGGAGCUUCGCCAUGGUAUAUGUGUUGGAUCAGAAGCGACAACAGAAUUAGUGUGGAUAUGAACACAAUAUAUCAUGAAAGACAGGUUUGUGAAGGAACUGUGUGCACUGCACGCGCUCAACAACCUCUUCCAGGAGCGCAAUGCCUUCAGCAAGGCAGACCUGGACUCCAUCUGCUACUCUCUGUCGCCCGACGUGUGGAUCAACCCCCACAAGUCCUUCCUCGGCCUCGGCAACUACGACGUCAACGUCAUCAUGGCCGCGCUGCAGCAGAAGGGCUACGAGGCCGUCUGGUUCGACAAGCGCAAGGAUCCAAAAUGUCUGAAGCUGAGCAACAUCUUCGGCUUCAUUCUGAACGUGCCUAGCGACUACAAACUGGGUUUUGUGAUGCUGCCUCUGCGGAGACGUCACUGGAUAGCCAUCCGGGAGAUUGACGGUGUCUACCACAACUUGGACUCCAAGCUGGAGUCGCCACAGCUCCUCGGGAAGGACGACGACAUGCUGGCGUACUUGUCGGAGCAGCUCCAGAGCAAGGAGAAGGAGCUGUUCGUGGUCAUCUCAGAGGAUGUGGAGCGCAACCAGGACUGGCAGCUGGGCCCCGGCGGGGGCGAGUGCUCCUCCAAGGACAGUGCCGCGGGUCCCAGGACGCCGCCCGAGCGGUAGUGGCGUGCCUGCCGUCAGGGGGAGGGCUCGCUUCUGGGUUGUGUGUGCUUCUGUUUCCUCUGCUUGGAACUGUCUCGUCAUCCGGUUCUCGCCGCGCUUGCAGUACGGGAACGUCACGCUGUUACCGGCCCUUCUGAGCAGUGUCACGACCGAGUGUGUCUCGCGGCAAUCCACGUUCGGAGCCAGGGAACGCUAUUCGUCAUGUUGUAGGUAACGAAGAUCUGCAGGGACUAACCAAACAUUGUAUCAUUGUGUCGUUAUGGAACAUUUUCCACGCAAUAGAUAUGCUUACCAACUUCAAUUGUGGUUUAGUUUGUGUGUGUCUUAUAAUCAUUAAGUACAAUAAUGAAGUCUUUACUACUUC
Messenger RNA from Bacillus rossius redtenbacheri, 1150 nucleotides. RefSeq names its product josephin-like protein (gene Josd). Bases 199 to 786 code for a protein of 195 amino acids. Gene Ontology annotation, molecular function: cysteine-type deubiquitinase activity. Lineage: Eukaryota; Metazoa; Arthropoda; Insecta; Phasmatodea; Bacillidae. Gene Ontology annotation, biological process: protein deubiquitination. The record is from RefSeq and is a predicted model, not a curated record. The transcript has 5 exons.